AUGGCACCCAUACGUCGCGUUGCCACCAUUCAGUGGCAUAUCAAGGAAUUGGCCAUCGAGGAGAACCAUUCGACAGCAUGCAAUUAUAUCCGCCAGGCUGCUGCUGAUGGUGCAGAACUUGCCGUUCUCCCAGAAUACCACUUAAGCGGCUGGGUCCCCAAUGACCCCCUCUGGGGCGAGCAAGCCGGCGAGGCGGCCAAAUACCUCGCAAACUACCAAGCCCUAGCUAAAGAGCUGAAGAUAUGCAUUGUCCCGGGGACAAUCAUUGAGAAACAGGCUGGUCCCAACGAGGCCAGUCUGUUCUACAACACGGCAUACUUCAUCUCCAAUGAUGGGAGCAUCCUGGGCUCCUAUCGCAAGAAGAAUAUCUGGCAUCCCGAGAGACCGCAUUUGACUUCUUCUGCUGGAGAGCGCCACGAGGCGGUUGAUACGCCGAUUGGUCGAGUUGGCAUGUUGAUCUGCUGGGAUCUAGCAUUCCCAGAGGCGUUCCGCGAGUUAAUCGCUGAUGGAGCGGAUAUCGUGAUUAUUCCUACCUUCUGGACACCAACCGAUGCCUCCCCGGAAUCCCUCCAGCACAACCCGAACUCAGAAGCCCUCUUCCUCUCCUCCACAAUUACAUCUCGCUGUUACGAAAACACCUGUGGCAUUAUCUUCGUCAACGCAGCUGGUCCGAAGGAGCAUUUCCUCGGUAUGUCGCAGGUUACCCUUCCCAUUGUGGGGCCGGUAUCGAAGAUGGGAACUGAGGAGGGUGUGUGUGUUGUGGAUAUGGAUCUUGGAUUGCUGGAUAUUGCGGAGAGGAAUUAUAAGGUUAGACAGGAUAUUGGGAAGGAGGAUUGGCAUUAUGUAUACAGGCAUUCGUCACUACGGUGA
Molecule: messenger RNA, 870 nt
Organism: Penicillium cataractarum
Lineage: Eukaryota; Fungi; Ascomycota; Eurotiomycetes; Eurotiales; Aspergillaceae
Product: carbon-nitrogen hydrolase family protein
Exons: 4
Coding region: 1-870 (289 amino acids)
Molecular function (GO): hydrolase activity, acting on carbon-nitrogen (but not peptide) bonds, in linear amides
Source: RefSeq, a predicted model, not a curated record